UUUGUUAAGAAGAAAAGAAGAAGAAACUUGAGAACACAAUGGACUUGAACAAUUCUCCUUCUUCCAAUAACACCAACACCUACAUCACAAUCCCCGUUAAUGGAACAAUCCCUGUUUUCACCACCGCCCCUUUCGACAACAACAACAUCACUCCUCCCUCCACCGCCGCCGACCGCAAACCCAUCGCAUUAUGGCCCGGUAUGUACCAUUCUCCGGUCACCACCGCACUCUGGGAAGCAAGGACCAAGAUCUUCGAGAGACUUCUCGACCCACCAAGGGACGCGCCACCGCAGGGCGCGUUGCUCACUAAGAAACCGUCGCAGAGCAGGACCAGCAUCAUCUACAAUUUCUCCUCCGAUUUCGUCCUCAGAGAGCAGUAUAGGGACCCUUGGAAUGAGGUCAGGAUUGGAAAGUUGUUAGAGGAUCUUGAUGCCUUAGCUGGAACCAUUUCUGUCAAGCACUGUUCUGAUGAAGCUAGCACAACAAGGCCACUUAUAGUUGUCACUGCAUCUGUUGACAAGAUUGUGUUAAAGAGGCCAAUUAGUGUUGACAAUGAUCUUAAAAUAGUUGGUUCUGUUAUAUGGGUUGGGAGGUCCUCAAUAGAGAUUCAACUAGAGGUUACUCAAUGCAAAGAAGAUGGCAGUGCCUCAGACUCAGUAGCACUGACAGCCAACUUCAUAUUUGUUGCUCGAGACUCAAUAACCGGGAAGGCUGCUCCGGUGAAUCGUCUCUCGCCUGAAACAGAACACGAAAAACUUCUUUAUGAGCAAGCUGAAGCAAGAAAUAAUCUGAAGAAGAGGAAAAGAGGAGGGGAGAAAAGGGACUUUGAGAAUGGGGAAGCAAAUAGACUUCAGGCCUUGUUGGCUGAGGGAAGAAUUUUCUGUGACAUGCCAGCCUUAGCCGAUCGAGACAGCAUUCUUCUGAGGGAUACCAGCCUUGAGAAUGCUUUAAUAUGCCAGCCACAGCAAAGGAACAUCCAUGGUCGAAUAUUCGGAGGUUUCUUGAUGCAUCGUGCAUUUGAGUUGGCUUUCUCAACGGCGUAUGCCUUUGCUGGAUUAGUUCCUUGCUUUCUCGAAGUUGACCAUGUUGCACAGGUUGACGUAGGGGAUUUCUUGCGUCUCAAGUCGUGUGUUCUCUACACCGAAGUUCAUGAUCCGGAUCAGCCGCUUAUCAAUGUCGAAGUUGUAGCUCAUGUCACAAGACCAGAGCUGCGAUCUAGUGAGGUAUCAAACACUUUCCAUUUCACUUUCACAGUACGCCCUGAAGCAAAGGCAAUGAAAAACGGAUUUAAACUUAGAAAUGUGGUGCCAGCGACAGAGGAAGAAGCUCGCCGAAUAUUAGAGCGCAUAGAUGCUGACAACUUGAAUGAGUACUUCAGAACAUAAGAAGAGAAACAGCAAGUAGCUGGUAGAGGGCAAUGCAUGCAUAUACUAAGAAAUAUAUUCCCCUAAAUGUAACCUGCUGAAGUUCAAUUAUUAGCUCUUAUAUAUAAUAAUCAUGCCCUUCAAUCCUUGAGGGUGGUACUUUGCCUUGAGGUUCCAGCAUCAUUGGGCUUGGUAGAGAACAAUUGGUGCUUAGAUGAAGUUGAAUCUGAAGGUAUCUAACUUACACAUUAUGCAUUUCCCAGGUUUGGUGUCUUCACAGGCAUCAUGCAUGGUGGCAGUAAUAUGAAAGCUUGUGAAGAAGCGUUUGAAUUUAUGAGUUGUGCUAGCAGCAAAUAGUAAAUUAAGUAAAUAUUACUAUCUGUAUUUUAGUGUGUUGUAAUUCAGAUGAACUUUCCGGCAGUGUAUAGUUAUUAAAAGAUAAAAUCCUACGGUAAUUUCA
This is a messenger RNA of Arachis ipaensis, 1824 nucleotides long. NCBI's taxonomy places the organism in Eukaryota, Viridiplantae, Streptophyta, Magnoliopsida, Fabales, Fabaceae. The record is from RefSeq and is a predicted model, not a curated record.